Messenger RNA from Lagopus leucura (white-tailed ptarmigan), 911 nucleotides. RefSeq names its product transmembrane protein 106C-like. NCBI's taxonomy places the organism in Eukaryota, Metazoa, Chordata, Aves, Galliformes, Phasianidae. The transcript has 7 exons. Bases 105 to 911 code for a protein of 268 amino acids. The record is from RefSeq and is a predicted model, not a curated record.
GCGUUUCCUCUCCUGCCCGUGGUUCAACGUGGGGUUUCUCUGUCUGCCACCAAACGCACUGAGUUCUCUGCUGCUGUCUGUGCAGCUCUUCCUCCACAGCUGCAAUGGGUUCUGCGCUUUCUCUGUCUGCUGACAGCGCUGCCUCCAGGUGGAGGAGGAAGGCUGACGAGGAUGAUGAUGGUGAUGAUGAUUUACUCGACAGCCGAGACCGCAAUGAGGACAUUGCCAAAUUUCCAUACGUUGAAUUCACAGGUCAGGACAGCAUCACCUGCCCCACUUGCCAAGGCACUGGCUGCAUUCCCACAGAGCAGGUAAAUGAGUUGGUGGCUUUGAUACCCUACAGCGACCAGAGGCUCCGUCCACAGAGGACGAAGCUCUAUGUCCUCCUGUCGGUGCUGCUCUGCCUUCUGAUCUCAGGGCUGGUCGUUUUCUUCCUCUUUCCGCACUCUGUCCUGGUGGAUGAUGGCGGCAUUAAGGUGGUUCAGGUCUGGUUCGACAGGAAGAACUCCGUUGUCCUUCUUGCCAUCACGGCCACUUUGCAGAUCAGGAACUCCAACUUCUACUCAGUGACAGUGGACAGUCUGACCAGUCAGGUGCAGUACAUGAACACUGUGGUGGGCAGCCAGCAGAUCACCAACAUCUCCAGCAUCCAGCCACUAACUGACAAGCUGGUGAAUUUCACGGUGAAGGCGGAGAUGGGAGGACCUUUCUCCUAUGUGUAUUUCUUCUGCACGUUUCCCAAGGUGAAGGUGCAUAAUAUCGUCAUCUUCAUGAGGACGUCGGUGAAGCUCUCCUACAUGGGCCGCAGGACGCAGAGCUCGGUGGAAACGUAUCACUACAUCGACUGCAGCACCAACUCCACGGCUGACCCGGCCCCCUCUGGGCACAGCGUGGCUCUGAGCAGAGCCUGA